Messenger RNA from Lates calcarifer (barramundi perch), 2536 nucleotides. It is a transcript of the gene xgb, whose product is annotated as x globin. Lineage: Eukaryota; Metazoa; Chordata; Actinopteri; Centropomidae. The record is from RefSeq and is a predicted model, not a curated record. Bases 1213 to 1812 code for a protein of 199 amino acids. The transcript is spliced from 5 exons. Gene Ontology annotation, molecular function: heme binding; oxygen binding.
UUUUUUUAAAUCAAGUAAAACAGGAUUAAAGGAGAAUGUCCUGUGUCUGCUACAUAACGUGGAAGGAAUGUGUCUUGUUGACAUAAUUCUCUACUCUAAAUGACAAGAGAAGAGCAAGAAGCCCCCGCUCCACUAAGGCUGGUACGUGAUCCAGUGACAAGCAGUGAAACUACAAAUCUCUGAGCAUGAAGUUAUCACUGCAUUCAUUCCUAAAAAAUAAAAUAUAUUUCUUCAAUUGGACAAUAUUUGAAAAGCUUAUCAAACAUAAUUGGCUGUGUUUUAUCAAGUUGAUGUAUUUGUAUAUAAACAUUAUGUAUAUAGUAGACAAAAUAUUCCCUUACUUGGUGUAAUAAUAUGGUUUAUGCUCAUUUCUGUAUUUUGUCAAAUGUUCAAGGUCAGUUUCUUGUAAAUGGCAGAGACACCACGGCAGUACUUGUUACAUACUGGGUUUUAACAACAUGAGAUGAAAAGAAAUAUAUAUAUUUGAUGAGAAUAAAGAGGUUGAUUUUGCACUUAUUAUUUUUACAUAGACAGCACUCAGUUCUAUGGGAAGUAAAGGAAGUAAAGCUAAUGUCAACAAAACACAAAUGCUAAAGUAUUUAAUUAAUAAUCUCAGAACUGAUUAAUGUGAGUGAUUUAAUCAGUGUGGGUCAAUCUGAAUUUGCAAUCAGAAACGGGGUGUAAACAGCUAGAGGCGGUAUUAUAAGGUGUGUGUGUGUGUGUGUGUGCCUUUAUUAAUUUGUGUUAGCUAUCUUUUAUUUAAAAUGACUGCACAGCCCAGCCUCUGUGCCUCAGGUUACCAACGCGCCCUUACGCUGUUUCCCUGUAAACUGAAUCAUCUUUGCCCUCACGAGCUGCGUCAAGCCAGCCACAAACACAUAGGCGUACACCGGAAGUUAAGUGGGACGCCCUUCAACGUAAAAGCUUAAUACUGCUCAACGCUUGUUGCGGAAUGUGCCUAUCAGAGAGGGUUUUUUUUAUUUUGAACCAACAACCAGAACUCACAUCCUGUCUGUCUGUUCACUGACUUGAUCCGUAACAACCACCGGAGGAGUGUUGUGGUACAAGACGCAAUUGGAGUCGCGCACUUAAACCAGAUGCCAGCAACCUCAGAGUUCCUCUGGCCUCAAAAUCAGUUAACCUUUUCUUUUCUGUCUGGACUGGCGCAAAAACACCACGGCCACAUUUUUUAAAAACAUUUAUAUAUGAAGAAUGGGCUGCGCAAUAUCAGGUCUGGCAGCAAAAGCGGAGUUUGGAGAGAGGAACACAGAGGAUGCUGCUGCUGCCGCGCAUCCCAGCGAGGGUCAGAUUCAGAUGAUCAAGGACUCGUGGAAAGUUAUCCGGGACGAUAUAGCUAAAGUUGGGAUUAUUAUGUUCGUCAGGUUGUUUGAGACACAUCCCGAGUGCAAGGACGUCUUCUUCCUGUUCCGAGACGUGGAGGACCUUGAGAGGUUGCGGACCAGUCGGGAACUCAGGGCACACGGCUUACGGGUCAUGUCUUUCAUUGAGAAAAGUGUGGCCAGGCUGGACCACCUGGACAGACUGGAGGCUCUGGCUCUGGAGCUGGGGAAAAGCCAUUAUCAUUACAACGCCCCACCUAAGUACUACAGUUAUGUCGGAGCAGAAUUCAUCUGCGCAGUGCAGCCCAUCCUGAAGGAGAGGUGGACAGCUGAGCUGGAGGAGGCAUGGAAGACCAUGUUCCAGUACGUGACCAGCCUGAUGAGGCAGGGGUACCACGAGGAGAGCACCCGACAGCGCCACCUCACACUCACCCCGAAGGACAGGCCGGAGAAGAGGAACACGGCGCUAUGAGACGCUUCCUCCCUCAAACCACAACUCAAGACUGUUUCUACCAGUGCAGCACAGAAAUGUGUCUUUGUAUAUAGUGUAUUUACUGUCUCGUUUUCUACGUGUUUACCACAGACAUUGUUUUACGAUUUUAUCCAGAAUGGACAACAAUCAUACACGCUGACUUUUAACAAAGCACUUUAUUUCUCAACUUAAAUUCUGCUGCAGUCCUUUUCCAUGAGAUCUGGACUCGGGAGCAUGACGAGACAAUACAAAUGAUCGACGUGUACUGGACUGUGGCUAAACCUGCCUUGUAACUGUGACAGACAGAAAUUAAUAUUAGAAGUAUCUCUGUAUUCAUAAGUCAAAAAAGACAUUCAGUAAAUCUAGAACUUUGAACUUUUUUGUGCUAUUUAACUCAAUCAUAACACCUUUCUUUGAAUUAACCACAUUAACUGAAGCUAUUCUGUACAUUAUAUUGGUGUUUUAAAAUCUAAGACGUCCAGUUUGACAGCUUGGCUUGGGUGUGUAGUUCAAAAACAAAGGGGCACAAAAUAUUCACUGUACUUCAAAAAGUAAAAUAAAAACAUAAAAUACAUUUCCUCUCCAAAAUGUCACGUACAAUGAAAUUUGACAACAUAAGCAAAAUUGAUCAUAUUUAGUUCUAUACUUCUGAGCACCCUUGCUGAAAUUUCAAAGCACGUUUAAGAAAAAAAAAAAAUCAAAUAACUGGGGAAUUAAACAUCCU